CGCAGAUUCGACCCAACUCUCCGGUUUGAUAUCCGGUCUGCUCUGGUUUCCGCAGCGCAAAGCGCUGAAGCGUGAAAGCAGGAAGAAAUAAAGGGAGCGGAGAACGACCGUCUAAAGCCUCGGGAAGCGAUGGCGGCGUCUCUUCUCCGGCGAGCUUCGUCCCACCUCCUGCGUCUUCCUCGCCCUCUUCUGCCCUCCAUCUCUAUCGAGGAUCCCUUCCCUCAAGGCCCUCCCGCAGCGGCGCCUUCCCUUCCCCACUUCUCCUUCGGCGCCUCCAUGGAGCUCAUGGCCGUCCCCAAGAAAAAGGUUUCUCGUCAUAAGAAAGGAUUAAGGAAUGGACCAAAGGCUCUGAAACCUGUUCCGGUUAUUGUCCGAUGCAAGAGUUGUGGUCGAGUUAAGCUGCCUCAUUUCUAUUGCUGCAGCGGGGAUAGAGGGAGCAGUGGCCCUUCCAGUUUGUAAUCGAUUCUUGCAAUGAUUAAAAAUCAGCAUGCUAGAUGCAAUCUGCAAUUUUGACAUUAUGAAAGCUAUUAUUGGAUAUCUGUUUCCAUGUAGCCAAUAAGAUUAGAUGGAAGGCCUGACAUGGCACCAAUAGUCCUCUAUGAGAGCAGAUUUGUUUUGGGUCCAGAGAUGCUUCCAUUAGUCAUGUGGAUGUUCAUGUCCAAAUUUCUGAUUUUCCUUUUGAAAGGAAGAUGCUCCAUGUCCUUGAUAUGUUUCUUAUCACAGCACAUUUUGUCUAUCAAUUUCAUUUUCUGCUGUACUUG
This is a messenger RNA of Elaeis guineensis (African oil palm), 761 nucleotides long. RefSeq lists its product as uncharacterized. The record is from RefSeq and is a predicted model, not a curated record. Gene Ontology annotation, molecular function: structural constituent of ribosome. Gene Ontology annotation, biological process: translation. NCBI's taxonomy places the organism in Eukaryota, Viridiplantae, Streptophyta, Magnoliopsida, Arecales, Arecaceae. Gene Ontology annotation, cellular component: mitochondrial large ribosomal subunit.